AUGUGUCACAAACUGACAAAGAGUUUGAUGAAUAAUUUAAGUUCUGCAGUGUCAGCGCUGACGGUGCAGCUGAAUGAUGCAGUUAACAAGCAGGACCAGAAACAGAGUCAAACAGAAAGAUCACUGGACAGUCUGAAGACAUCAGUAGAGUCUGAUCAACAAAACAAACAACGUGACUUCGAGUCUCUGUCGAGCUCACUGAGGGACCUGAAGAGUUCAGUUUCAGAUCUCUCUUCUUCUGUCUCAACUGUUUCUUCUCAACUAUCAUCAGUCCACAUGCAACAGCAGGAUGUGAAAAGCUUGAUGAAUAGUUUGAAUGUUACAGUAUCAGCACUGACAUCUACACUAAAUAAUGCAGUUAAAAAGCAGGAACAGAAACAGAGGGAAACAGAAAGAUCCCUGGACAGUUUGAAGUCUUCUGUACAAUCUGAUCAACAAAACAAACAGCGUGGCUUGGAGUCUCUGAAGAGCUCAUUGAGGGACCUGAAGAGUUCAUUGUCAGAUCUCACUUCUUCUUUCGCAUCGAUUUCCUCAAAACAACAAACCUCUGAGGAAAGAGUCAUGAACGCUCUGAAGGAGCUGAUGAAUAAAAUAAGUGCCAAAACAGCAGACGUCUCUGUGGCCGUCUGUAAAUCUGGCUGGAUCUUGUACAAAAGCAGCUGUUUCUUGUUCUCUAGUAAUCAACUCACCUGGUCAGAGGCACGAGAUUACUGCAAAGCUCAGAAUGCAUUACUCCUGAAAAUACAAGACGACGAUGAGGAGUGGGACUUUCUGAAAAAACAUACCAUACCCACAAGCUACUGGGUGGGUUUAACUGAUCAGACCACAGGACGGUGGCGAUGGGCGGAUGGAACUCGUUACAUCAUGAAUGAAGAGCACUGGAGUCCUGGGCAGCCGGAUGACUGGAGAGACCAUGGUAUGGGAGAGGGAGGAGAGGACUGUGGGGAGAUAACAUACACUGGGAAACUAAAUGACAACCACUGCUCUGUCAAAAUGAGAUUUAUUUGCAGAGUGCAAAUCUGAAAUUCAAAAUGUCUGUGAUGAAGAGUGGUCAAAAUGACCAGGAAGAUCAGAUCUCUUUUAAAGUGGUUUGUUGCAUCACACGGUGUAGGACUGUUCGAAACCUCUCUUGCUUUUUCUUGUGUUAACUUCAACUUUUUAAUAGAAAUAAAAAU
Molecule: messenger RNA, 1175 nt
Organism: Carassius gibelio (silver crucian carp)
Lineage: Eukaryota; Metazoa; Chordata; Actinopteri; Cypriniformes; Cyprinidae
Product: asialoglycoprotein receptor 1-like
Exons: 10
Coding region: 1-1023 (340 amino acids)
Source: RefSeq, a predicted model, not a curated record